Molecule: messenger RNA, 1659 nt
Organism: Fusarium venenatum
Lineage: Eukaryota; Fungi; Ascomycota; Sordariomycetes; Hypocreales; Nectriaceae
Product: armadillo-type protein
Biological process (GO): NLS-bearing protein import into nucleus
Cellular component (GO): nucleoplasm; cytoplasm; nucleus
Molecular function (GO): protein binding; nuclear import signal receptor activity
Source: RefSeq, a predicted model, not a curated record
AUGGCUGAGCGAUACAUUCCCGAGCAUCGCCGCACCCAGUUCAAGGCGAAGAACACCUUCAAGCCUGAGGAACUCCGCCGCCGUCGCGAGGAGCAGCAAGUCGAGAUCCGAAAGGCCAAGCGUGAGGAGAACUUGGCCAAGCGACGAGGUAUCGGUACCGGUGAGAACCGACCUGGUGCUUCCCUUGGCGCUGCCCCUGAUAGCGACGAUGAGUCCGCUCCUACUGAAUCUCAGUUGAACGAGGAUCUUCCCCAGAUGGUGCAAGGCGUCUUCUCAGACCAGAUCGAUUCGCAGAUUCAGGCCACUACAAAGUUCCGAAAGCUCCUAUCCAAGGAGCGUAACCCCCCGAUCGAGGAGGUCAUCAAGACCGGUGUUGUUAGCCGCUUUGUCGAGUUCUUGCGAUCCCCUCACACCCUUGUCCAGUUCGAGGCUGCUUGGGCCCUGACCAACAUUGCUUCCGGUUCUGCCACCCAGACCCAGGUCGUCAUUGAGGCCGGCGCUGUCCCUAUUUUCGUCGAGCUUCUUGCCAGCCCCGAGCCCGAUGUUAGGGAACAAGCCGUCUGGGCUCUUGGUAACAUCGCUGGUGACAGCCCUCACUGCCGUGACUAUGUCCUCAGCUGUGGCGCUCUCAAGCCCCUCCUUAACCUUCUCGGCGACAGCCGCAAGCUUAGCAUGCUCCGCAACGCUACAUGGACUCUGAGCAACUUCUGCCGUGGCAAGACUCCUCAGCCUGAUUGGACUACUAUUGCCCCCGCUCUUCCCGUCCUGUCUAAGCUUGUCUACUCUCUUGAUGAUGAGGUUCUGAUUGAUGCUUGCUGGGCUAUCUCCUACCUUUCUGAUGGUUCCAACGAUAAGAUCCAGGCAGUGAUCGAGGCUGGUAUCCCCCGCCGACUGGUGGAGCUCCUCAUGCACGCUUCCACGUCAGUUCAGACCCCUGCUUUGCGAUCCGUCGGUAACAUCGUCACCGGCGACGAUGUCCAGACUCAAGUCAUCAUUAACUGUGGCGCCCUGCCCUGCCUUCUAUCUCUGCUCAGCUCCACCAAGGACGGCAUUCGCAAGGAGGCUUGCUGGACUAUCUCCAACAUCACCGCUGGCAACUCUUCUCAGAUCCAGGCUGUGAUCGAUGCCAACAUCGUCCCCCCUCUGAUCCACCUCCUGCAGAACGGUGACCUCAAGACUCGCAAGGAAGCCUGCUGGGCCAUUAGCAAUGCCACUUCCGGUGGUCUGCAGAAGCCUGAGCAAAUCCGUUACCUGGUUGCCCAAGGCUGCAUCAAGCCCCUUUGCGACCUACUCGGUUGCCCCGAUAAUAAGAUCAUCCAGGUUGCCCUGGAUGGCCUUGAGAACAUCCUCAAGAUUGGUGACCUUGACAAGCAGGCUGCUGGCGAGUCUGGCGACUCUAUCAACCGAUACGCUCUCUUCAUUGAGGAGUGUGGUGGCAUGGAGAAGAUCCACGACUGCCAGAACAACGCCAACGAGGAGAUCUACAUGAAGGCUUACAACAUCAUUGAGAAGUACUUCUCCGAUGAUGAGGAGAAUGCCGAUGAUGGUAUGGCUCAGCAACCCGCCGGCCCCAACGGUACAUUCGGCUUUGGCACCAACGGUGCUGCUCCUUCAGGAGGAUUCGACUUUGCCAAGGGUAACGACGCCAUGGACAUGUAA